Molecule: messenger RNA, 294 nt
Organism: Rotaria sordida
Lineage: Eukaryota; Metazoa; Rotifera; Eurotatoria; Philodinida; Philodinidae
Source: the annotation of a GenBank genome assembly
AUGAUACUUAAUAAUUCAGCUUUUACUAAUAUGUCAUGUAGUAGAUCGAAUCUCAAUCCAAGUGCACCAGAAUUUCAACAUUAUAAUCGUUUACCAUCACUAUUUAUUCCACCGCCAAUACAAUCUUCACAAGCAUCCAUUUCAAAUGGACCAUUAUCAGCAAAUAUCAUAAAUAUUGAUCGUAUAAUGGAACAAAAACAACAACAACAACAACAAUUAUAUAUAAAUAAUACUAAUGUUCCAAUACAUCCGCCGCCGCCAUCACUACCUUCACAAUCAGUAGCACCAAUAUGA